Messenger RNA from Pteropus alecto (black flying fox), 2252 nucleotides. It is a transcript of the gene KCNJ10, whose product is annotated as potassium voltage-gated channel subfamily J member 10. Gene Ontology annotation, biological process: potassium ion import across plasma membrane; regulation of monoatomic ion transmembrane transport. Gene Ontology annotation, cellular component: plasma membrane. The coding region runs from base 218 to 1357 and encodes 379 amino acids. The record is from RefSeq and is a predicted model, not a curated record. Gene Ontology annotation, molecular function: inward rectifier potassium channel activity. The transcript is spliced from 2 exons. Lineage: Eukaryota; Metazoa; Chordata; Mammalia; Chiroptera; Pteropodidae.
GGAGUUGCGGAGGGAGGGGGCGGCCCGGCCCGGCCCAGCUCUACCCCUAGCCGGCCCGACCCCGGCCCCGGCCCCAGGACCAGUCCUUAUCUGAUCCCAGCUCCGGUUUAAGAGUCCUGGCCCUGACCGUCACACAGCUCGUUUCCUCACUCCUGCCCGCCCCGUCUGUCUGUCUGUACCACUACCCAUCCGAGGGGCUACUCCACCCGGACCCAAGAUGACAUCAGUUGCCAAGGUAUAUUACAGUCAGACCACUCAGACAGAAAGUCGGCCCCUGAUGGGCCCAGGGAUACGACGGCGGAGAGUCCUGACAAAAGAUGGUCGCAGCAACGUGAGAAUGGAGCAUAUUGCUGACAAACGCUUCCUCUACCUCAAGGACCUGUGGACAACCUUCAUCGACAUGCAGUGGCGCUACAAGCUUCUGCUCUUCUCUGCAACUUUUGCAGGCACCUGGUUCCUCUUUGGCGUGGUGUGGUAUCUGGUAGCUGUAGCUCAUGGAGACCUGCUGGAGCUGGGCCCCCCAGCCAACCAUACCCCCUGUGUGGUACAGGUACACACACUCACUGGGGCCUUCCUCUUCUCCCUCGAAUCCCAGACCACCAUUGGUUAUGGUUUCCGCUACAUCAGUGAGGAGUGCCCACUGGCCAUUGUGCUUCUGAUUGCCCAGCUGGUACUCACCACUAUCCUGGAAAUCUUCAUCACAGGUACCUUCCUGGCAAAGAUUGCUCGUCCCAAGAAGCGGGCUGAGACCAUUCGUUUCAGCCAGCACGCAGUCGUAGCAGCCCACAAUGGGAAGCCCUGCCUUAUGAUCCGAGUCGCCAAUAUGCGUAAGAGCCUCCUCAUUGGCUGCCAGGUGACAGGCAAACUGCUUCAGACACACCAGACCAAGGAGGGCGAGAAUAUCCGGCUCAACCAGGUCAACGUGACUUUCCAAGUAGACACGGCCUCUGACAGCCCCUUCCUCAUUUUACCCCUUACCUUCUACCAUGUGGUAGAUGAAACCAGUCCCUUGAAAGACCUCCCGCUUCGCAGUGGUGAGGGUGACUUUGAGCUGGUGCUAAUCCUAAGUGGGACAGUGGAAUCCACCAGUGCAACUUGCCAAGUGCGUACUUCUUACCUGCCAGAGGAGAUCCUUUGGGGCUAUGAGUUCACACCUGCCAUCUCACUGUCAGCCAGUGGCAAAUACGUAGCUGACUUUAGCCUUUUUGACCAAGUUGUGAAAGUGGCCCCUCCUAGUGGCCUCCGUGACAGCACUGUACGCUAUGGAGACCCCGAAAAGCUCAAGCUGGAGGAGUCAUUAAGGGAACAAGCUGAGAAGGAGGGCAGUGCCCUUAGUGUGCGUAUCAGCAACGUCUGAUAGCUUGGUUUCCUACCUCCCUAUCCCUCUGGUUUCAUUUCCCCUUUUGGUACACCGGGUGAGGAUAUUACCCAGGCUUACUGGAGAGUUCCAGAAGCACUCAUUCCCUACUCCCUCUCCUUUAACCCAGUGGCCUGUGGGUAGUCUAGGCCAACUGGAGUCCAAAUUUUCCUCCCAUUCUCUCCUUUCACUGUACCCCACUUCCACCGCAUUAUACACACCUCUCCUAAGCCAGGAUGGGGGAAGGAGAGGGAAGAUUAGGCUGAAGUGGUUUAGAGGCCUCAGCCAUGCUUGGAGACUCAUGUUAGGAGGACCAUGCAGUUGGAUGGAGAGACUCCCCCCACCUCCCACCACCAGCAGAAAGUUUGCUGACUUGAGGAUGAAGCCCCCUCCCUCUCUAACUUUCCAUCUAGCAAGUUCCUUAAGGCAAGAUUCUCUGAUGGUCCCUUUGGGGUUUGUGUCCUCAGAAAUAUAGGAAUCUGCAAUCAACUUAUCCUGGGAUCUCUGCCAACCCGUUGAAAGAAGUCAGGGUUUUUCAUGGCGAAUUUCUGUUGGGACCUCCUGACUAUAACCUAGGACCCUGGUUACCUCUGUUCUCCUCUUUCUAAAGUGGACCCUCUCUUAGGAUACCCAGUUCUCUCACAGAUUCCUGUGCUCUCAGAGAAUUAGGUUGACCCAGGAAAUAGAAAACCGAUAGUCACAACCACACCUGCAUCCAUCUUGGAUUCUGAACUCUUCAAUGUGGAGUGACCAGUGCAGAGCUGUUGUCCAAAUCCUUAAACCUGUCCUCCAGGCUGCCCUGGGAAGAUUGGUUUCCCUGUGUCCUGUGAAUGGGAUGCCCCUCGUCAAUAUGUUUCCCUGGAAAGAGUCCAGCACCUAGACCCCAUGGAAAGCU